GGAACAGCCAAUAAGGUAGGAGGAAAAUUAAGGGAGUGUGGUGUUCCAGAAGACAAGUGAUAAAAUUAUUCAAAAAGAAGGGCGUGGCCAAUCACAUCAGAUGCUGCUGAAAGUUAAAGAAACCGGUGGAUUCAGCAAGCGCAGUGUUGGUGGACUGGCUUGGAAACAGUUCAGUUUGGAAGCCUGAUUGGAGAGCUCAUGAGAAUAGAAAGUGAGGACAUAAAGGCAUCAUCCUACAAUGGCUGAAUCACUAAGUGAAAUUUGUGACACUCUGGAUGUUCUGGAGGCCAGUGAUGAGGGAAAGAAGAAAUGCAAAUUUAAAGCCCUUAAGAGCUUUUUUGGUAAGAAGAAGAGAAAAGAAGCUGAAGAUACCCAGGAAGAAGAAAUGCUAGAACUGAGCUCAUCCAGCAGCAACAUUAACAUCUCUUCUCUGGAGCCUGCUCGAGAAAAUCAACCAACUAAGGCCAGGGUCAAGAGCAGCAUGGGGAGCAAAGCCCUAUCCCAUGAUAGCAUCUUCAUGUUGGGUCCUGAGCCUGAAAGAUCAGCAAGUAAAAUGUGUCCUUCUAUGGAUCCCCAGAGAGGCAGACCUCGGCAGAGAUCCCGUAUUUCCAGAACUCUGCCUAAACCUAGGAGUAGUGUGCCUGGAGUUGUGUCUGGAGCCAUGUUAGGAGCUGUGCUUCAAAAUGUGCCUACAAGUGCAUUCUGGGUUACUGGCCCCAAGAUCACUGAGAACCCACCAUCACGCCAACGCCGACUCAGCAUCAUCCCACCUGUUAUCCAACCUGACAUAAUUUCUAAGAACUUGGUAGAAAUCUCUCUCGAUGAUGAGUCACCCAAGAAUCCACAAAAGAAGGCUUUACCACAUGAGAGUUUGACAGUCACUCAGAGCUUCUCUGAGUUAUCAUCCGGACCUGAUUGCUCACAGUCCUUGACUGCAUUUGCCACGCUUGCCUCUACCAGCAGCACCCAGCUGCCCAUUGGUUUCAGCACCCCAGCCACCACCGAGGGCUGUUUGGAUUCUUCAGCUGCUCGCCACAAGAUGACUUUAAAUCCCCGCAAACAAAAGAAGAACCUUCAAGUGAUUGUGGAACCAAAGCAGGAGGAGCCAAACCUUCCAUUGGUUUCUGAAGAAGAAAAGAGUAUAACCAAACCAAAAAAAACCAACCAAAAGAAGCUGGGAACAGACAGUGCAGAUUCCUCAAGCCAGGAACAGAACAACAAAACUGAGAUGUAUGAUAAGAAGACAACAGACCAGGCUCCAAACACUGAUGCUUCUGGGAGUCAGAGCUAUCCAAUGUCAGCAGCAUAUGGAAGAAGACAGAGAAGAAAAGGAGCAAGUAUUUCAGGAUUGAGUGAGUGUGAAUUCAAAGGAAGAAGCCUUAAACAAUCCAGUGAAGGGUAUGGCCUGGGCGAUAGAGCUGGGUCUUCGCCUACCAAUAAGACUGCCAGGAAUGUCCCUUUCUUGCACUUGUCCUUGGAGAAGGACAACAUGGAGCAGCCUACAACUCCACAACCAGAAACCACUACCCCUCAGGGGUUGCUUUCAGAUAAAGAUGACAUGGGAAGGAGAAAUGAUGGCAUAGAUUUCGGAUCCAGAAAAGCAUCAGCAGCACAGCCCAUACCUGAAAACAUGGACAAUUCCAUGGUUAGUGAUCCACAACCAUACCAUGAAGAUGUGGCUUCUGGAGCUGAGAAGACAGAAGCCAGAGCUUCUCUUUCACUGAUGGUAGAAAGUCUUUCUACAACCCAAGAGGAAGCCAUUCUCUCAGUAGCAGCAGAGGCUCAGGUGUCUAUGAAUCCUUCUCAUAUCCAGUUAGAAGAUAAAGAAGCUUUCAGCUUUGAUUCACGAAAGGCCCAAUCCAAAAUGGAGUCAGCCCAGGAUGUUCAAACUAUCUGCAAAGAAAAGCCUUCUGGAAAUGUUCACCAGGCCUUUACAGCAAGUGUUUGGGGUAUGACAAGUACUACAGCCAAAGGAGAUGUUUAUGCCAAGACUCUGCCUCCCAGAAACCUUUUUCAGUCCUCAAGGAAGCCUGAUGCUGAAGAAGUCUCCUCAGAUUCAGAGAAUAUUCUUGAGGAGGGGGAUGGUUCUGAAGAACUGGCUCAUGGUCACUCUUCCCAGUCCUUGGGGAAGUUUGAAGAUGAACAAGAAGUCUUCUCAGAAUCAAAAAGUUUUGUUGAGGACUUGAGCAGCUCUGAGGAGGAGCUGGACCCCAGAUGCCCCUCCCAGGCUUUAGAAGAGCCUGAAGAUGAAGAAGUCUUCACAGAAUCAAGCAGUUAUGUUGAAAAGUACAACAGUUCUGAGGAUUGCAGCAGCUCAGAGGAAGACCUGCCUCUCAGACACCCUGCUCAGGCCUUGGGAAAGCCCAAAAACCAACAAGAAGUCUCCUCUGCUUCAAAUAAUACUCCUGAAGAGCAGAAUGCUUCUACACAGCAGCUGCCUUCCAGAUGCCCUUCUCAGCCCAUUAUGAGUCCUACUGUUCAGCAACAAGUCCCCACCAGUUCAGUGGGCACUUCUGUAAAACAGAGUGGUUCCGUGGAGCCAAUCCCUCCAAGACACCCUUUCCAGCCAUGGGUGAACCCUAAAGUGGAGCAAGAAGUUUCCUCAUCUCCAAAGAGCAUGGCUGUUGAAGAGAGCAUUUCUGUGAAGCUUCUGCCUCCUAAACUUCUUUGCCAGCCCUUGAUGAAUCCUAAAGUUCAACAAAACAUAUUCUCAGGUUCAGAGGAUGUUGCUGUUGAGAGAGUCAUUUCUGUGGAGCCACUGCUCCCCAGAUAUUCUCCUCAGUCCUUGACAGAUCCUCAAAUCCGGCAAAUCUCAGAAAGCACAGCUGUUGAGGAAGGCACUUAUGUGGAGUCGCUGCCUCCCAGAUGCCUUUCCCAGCCCUCGGAGAGGCCUAAGUUCCUAGACUCAAUGAGUACUUCUGCAGAAUGCAGCAGUCCUGUGGCGCCAACACCUUCCAAAUACACUUCCCAGCCAUGGGUGACCCCUAAAUUUGAGGAACUGUAUCAACUCCCUGCACAUCCAGAAAGCACUACUGUUGAAGAGGACAUUUCUAAGGAGCACCUGCUUCCCGGAUAUCUUUCCCAGUUUACUGUGGGAAAUAAAGUCCAGCAACUGUCCUCAGAUUUCGAGAGGGCUGCUGUUGAGGCAGGCAUUUCUGGGAGCCCAGUGCCUCCCCAAUACGCUACCCAGUUCUUAAAGAGGUCUAAAGUUCAGGAAAUGACCUCACGUCUAGAGAAAAUGGCUGUUGAAGGCAUUUCUAAGAAAUCACGGAUUCCCAGGCGUUCAACCCAGUCAUUCGUGAAAUUUAUGGCACAGCAAAUCUUUUCAGAGAGCUCUGCUCUUAAGAGGGGCAGUGAAGUGGCACCUCUGCCUCCCCAUCUUCCUUCCAAAUUUUUGUCGAAGCCUAAAAUCAAGCACCAAGUUUUCUCAGAUUCAGGGAGUGCUAAUCCUAAGGGAGGCAUUUCUUCAAAGAUGCUACCUAUGAAGCACCCUUUACAGUCCUUGGGGAGGCCUGAAGACCCACAGAAAGUUUUCUCAUGUUCAGAGAAAGCUCCUGGGAAGUGCAGCAGUUUUAAAGAGCAGCUGUCUCCCAGACAGCUUUCCCAGGCCUUGAGGAAACCUGAGUAUGAGCAAAAAGUCUCCUCUGCUUCUGCCAGCUCUCCUAAAGAGUGGAGGAAUUCUAAAAAGCAGCUGCCUCCCAAACAUUCUUCCCAAGCCUCAGAUAGGUCUAAAUUCCAGCCACAGAUGUCAUCAAAGGGCCCAGCAAAUGUACCUGUAAAGCAGAGCAGCGGUGAGAAGCACCUGCCUCCAAGUAGCCCUUUCCAGCAACAGGUUCAUUCAAGUUCUGUGAAUGCUGCUGCUAGGCGGUCUAUUUUUGAGAGCAAUUCUGACAACUGGUUCCUACGAAGAGAUCAAGCUUUUGCAAACAAAACCAAUAAAUUCAGCCAAGGUUCCAAACACCCCAUAAAGAGCAUCCCGGCCCCUGCUACCAGACCUGGGAAGCUCACCACUGCCCCUGCUGGGCAAACAUCCACUUCUGGGGACAUUUGCUCUAAGAAAGAAGAUCUUGAGAGUGGUGAUGGUAAUAAUAACGAGCAUGCAAACCUAUCCAACCGGGAUGAUAUUGAAAAGCUUUUUGGGGUUCGACUGAAAAGAGCCCCUUCCUCACAGAAGUAUAAGAGUGAGAAACAAGAUAACUUCAACCAGCUUGCUUCAGUGCCCUCGGGCCCAAUUUCAUCCUCUGUAGGCAGGGGGCAUAAAAUCACAACAAGCACUUCCCAGGGGCUCCUGGAGGCUGCAGGGAACCUCACCAAAAUAUCUAAUGUUGCAGAGAAGCAACAGAGCAGGCCCAAAUCUGAAAGCAUGGCCAAGAAGCAACCUGCUUGCAAGAUCCCAGGAAAGCCUGAUGGUCAACAGUCAGAUUAUGCUGUCUCAGAGCCAGUUUGGAUAAAUAUGGCAAAGCAGAAGCAGAGGAGUUUCAAGGCCCACAUUCCUAUGAAAGAGCUGAAAACUAAGAGCAGAGCUGGAGCCAAUGCUGAGCCUAAGGAGCCUAAAUAUGGGGGAGCUGGCCCUGAAAAUGAAAACCAACCUAAAAAGAUUUUCACUUCCAGUGUCCAUAAACAGGAGAAGAGAGCACAGAUGAAGCCACCUAAGCCUACAAAAUCAGUUGGAUUUGAAGCUCAGAAGAUACUGCAAGUGCCUGCCAUGGAAAAAGAAACCAAACGAUCUUCAAUUCUCCCAGCCAAGUUCCAGAAGCCAGUAGAGCCAGUUGAGCCUGUCUGGUUCUCCCUGGCCAGGAAGAAAGCCAAAGCAUGGAGCCACAUGGCAGAGAUGAUGCAAUAAAGAGCCCUUGUGUGGAGCAUCAGCAUUUUUAAAAAAAGUUUUAUUUUUUUGAGACGGAGUCUCGCUGUGUUACCCAGACUGGAAUGCAGUG
Molecule: messenger RNA, 4934 nt
Organism: Cercocebus atys (sooty mangabey)
Lineage: Eukaryota; Metazoa; Chordata; Mammalia; Primates; Cercopithecidae
Product: KIAA1210 ortholog
Exons: 12
Coding region: 239-4843 (1534 amino acids)
Source: RefSeq, a predicted model, not a curated record